AUGAUUACUACAAAUAGAGAUUUGAUGUCCUCCACAUCUGAUUCAGCUGAAUACUCUUAAAAUAUUCAGCUCUCUAGAAAAAAAAUACCCAAUAAACAAUUCUCAUUAAGUCCAUUUGCCUUAAAAAAAUAAGAUCUUAUUAAUAAGAGAAGUCAAUCCUACUACUCCCAUAAUACCAGUAUUUCCAAGAUUAAACCACUCGUUGACUAUAAAUCCAAAUUUAAACAAACCACAAAAAAAUUGAUCAUAAUUAUGAGUUUCUUUUAAUCCCUCUCUUAAUAUUCAAAGGAGCAACUCAGAUAACGUAUAGAAUAUUUCAAAUCAAAGAAAUAAAACAUCCUACCCUUUUAUCCAGAUCAGUAUUUUAUUAUCAAAUGGAAUUCAUUCAUUUAAUUACUGCUAUUCUUUUAUGCAAUAGUAUUUCCUCUGCAUUUGGCUAAUCUAAUUAAUGUAGAUUAAGUUUUAAUGGGAAUCGAUGUUAUCUUUGCUAUAGACAUAUUGAUGAAUUUCACAACUGCAUACAUUGAUGAAAAUUAUAAUUUGGUUAAAGAAUUCAAAUUAAUUCUGCUCAAUUAUCUCAAAACCUGGAUGAUCUUCGAUCUUAUAUCAGUACCUUAAUAUUAGUUGUUCAUUCAACAAUCAGAACUUUAAUUGUUUAAACUCCUUCGAUUGAUCAAAUACUUCAUCAACAAACCCUAGAAAAACUAUAAGGGGUAAAUUUUCUACACAUCCAAUAUUAUCGAUUCCUUCUCUUGGGAUACUAACUAUUACCUCUCAGAAGGAUGGAUAUUCCUAUCCAACAUCAUUCUGAAUGCUUUGCUUCUCAUACACAUAUUUGGAUGCAUCUUUCUAUUUAACGACACCCAUUAUAAUUACAUUACUGGAGUCUAUUGGUCUUCGUAAACCUUGUUUACUGUGGGUUACGGUGACAUACCUUAGAACUACUCAAUGUCGGCUAUUUGGAUUAUAAUAUCAAUCGGAUAUUAUUCAGUCAAAGUUGGUGACUUUGCCAAAUUAUUGAUGCAAUCUAAUCUAUCCAAUGAUGACAACCAAUAUUUCCUAUUUGAUCGUCUAGCCUUCUAAACUAAAAUGCCAGAUGACCUUAAAGAUUCAGUCUAAAAGUACCUUAAAACAAAUGCACAGCACAAUCAAUUUUGGGAAUAGGACAUUCUUUAUAUGCUUAAUGAAUUUCAUAAACCCCUUCAAACCUAUUUCACUUUAAGUGUAAGAUUGGAUUUGUGCAUCAAGAUCCAAUUCUUUCUUUAAGAUGUUAAUAAUACCCAAAGUCUUUUGAAAUCAUGCAGAUUUAUCACGUACGAGAAAAACGAAAUGAUCUAUAGGAAAGGCUAAAUCUCUGAUGAAAUCUAUUAUUUGAUCAAAGGGGAUGUCAGAAUCCUUUCAAAAAACAGAUUCAAUUUAUUAACCAUAUUAUAAGGCACUAUAUUUGGAGAAUUUGAAGCCUUAAAUGAGCAGCCUCGAUUUACUUAUGCUAUAGCUCAAUAGAGAUCUUUCAUCUUAAUAGUUUAAUUUAAGGCCUUUAUCAAUUGCUUUAAAAAGAGUAAACCCAUCAAUUUUGAAGUCUCAUAAUUGUAUGCCCGAAGAAAGCAGUUGAUACUUUCAUAGCUUAAACUCGAAAAAAUUGAAUUGCAAAGAUUGAAACGAAAAAAUUUAAUCAUCUUCAACGACAGCUCACCCAAAUUCAACAAUAGAAAAAUCGAUGAGAAUCAACUAUAGAAUAAUUAAUCUUAUCAUUAUAACUUUUUAUAACGAAUCAUAGGAUAGGCUAAACUUAACAAAUAAAUAGUAUAUUAGAGAUUCUAAUUUUGUGUAUAUAGGGUGAUCGAUUAUAUAAGAUUAAUAGACAUCACACCUCCAGAAGACUGGAAAGAUUUAAAUGAAUACUCGACAAUCACCAAGGUUAUUCCAUUGAAACUUCUAUCAAAACGAAAUUCACUUUUCAAAAAUUAAAAUCGAUAAUCCAAUUUCUCAAUGUUAACCUUCAACCAGAAACUACGGCUUUCUAAUUACAUAUUAGUAAGAUAACAAGAAAUCAAUAUUUAAAGAAAAAUAAUCCUUUUUAGCAAGUUGUAGAGAGAAAGAUUCAAAACUUUAAAAGAGAUCUAUGAAAAGUAUGAGUGUUCAAUUGGAAAUCACAGAUAUGGGACAAACAUGCUCGAUUUUGGUGGUUAUUCAAAGUUCGUUUUGCUGUAAUCUAAAUAUUGCCAAUGGAAAAAUGUAAAAUAAAAUGAGGAAGUAAAAGUUAAUAACAAUAUUGUGCAAAAGAUAAAUAAGCUUAAAAAAGAUUUUUCACAUAUUAAUGAGAUUUGGUUAGAAGGGUCAUUGCUUAAAUUUGAUUUGCAUAAGUUUUUGAAUUAAAUUUGA
Messenger RNA from Paramecium tetraurelia, 2382 nucleotides. RefSeq lists its product as uncharacterized. The transcript has 2 exons. Gene Ontology annotation, molecular function: voltage-gated potassium channel activity. Gene Ontology annotation, cellular component: membrane. Lineage: Eukaryota; Ciliophora; Oligohymenophorea; Peniculida; Parameciidae. Gene Ontology annotation, biological process: potassium ion transport. The record is from RefSeq and is a predicted model, not a curated record.